AUGCCUGCCUCCUGCACAGACAUCCGCGCGGCGUUAGCCCUCUGCCUCCAACAAUCCGACUGUGUGAUGAUCCACCGCAACACCCCCGCCGACUGCCUCCGCCCACCCCUCUCCGACACCCUCCCCACCCAAUGCCAGCAGCUCAAACACGGCUACGGACAGUGCAAGCGCGGACAGAUCGACAUGCGCAAGCGCUUUCGCGGCAACAAACCCAUCUCUACGUCGACGGAGCUGGAGGGUGGCGGGGAGCGCAAGACGGCGGGCAUGCUGUAUGCUGGCAAGCCGGCUUUUGGCACUGAAGGGACGGAUGGGAGGGAGAUGGAGGCGAGGGGCGGGGAGGGCGAUGCGGAGUAUGAGCGCUUUGUACGGAAUGAUGGCAUCGAGGAUAUACGGAGGAAGAAAUAG
This is a messenger RNA of Neohortaea acidophila, 405 nucleotides long. RefSeq names its product cytochrome c oxidase assembly protein PET191-domain-containing protein. Gene Ontology annotation, biological process: mitochondrial respiratory chain complex IV assembly. The record is from RefSeq and is a predicted model, not a curated record. The coding region runs from base 1 to 405 and encodes 134 amino acids. Gene Ontology annotation, cellular component: mitochondrion. The transcript is spliced from 2 exons. Lineage: Eukaryota; Fungi; Ascomycota; Dothideomycetes; Mycosphaerellales; Teratosphaeriaceae.